AUUGCGUCAUAACUCCGCGCCGCGUGCGACGCAACUGUGGAGGACACCGAACAUGAGACACCUUGGAGGCUUAUUUCUUCUGCUAGCACCACUAUCUUGGUGUUAUAUUUUGGGUGCUGAGGCUCAGUCUCUGCACGCCUGCCACCAGCAGCGUGGGUUCAGGUGCAGUGAUGGCUUGUGCAUCCAGAGACUGAGAGUGUGUGACGGGCACAAAGACUGUGAGGACGGAUCUGAUGAACAACGCUGUGAUUUCAUGUCCUGUAAGAAGGAUGAGUUUGCCUGCCGCAGCAGGCUUUGUAUAUCUUCUCAUUUACGCUGCAAUGGCGUAGAGGACUGUGGCGACGGCAGUGAUGAGGCGUCCUGCUUGAACUGCAGCAUCCCUGGGACUUUCUCCUGCGGACCGUCUGACACCUGCCUGCCCAGAAACAAGCUGUGUGACGGGAGAACUGACUGCAAAGACGGGCGGGACGAGUCUCCACACAUGUGUGUUUUGCCUCGGCCACGCCCGCAGACUUCUCCCGUGUGUGCGCCGUUUGAGUUUCAGUGUGGGGACGGGCACUGCAUCCGUCAGACUUGGAGGUGUGACCACUCCCCAGACUGCUCUGAUAGCAGCGAUGAGGACAACUGUGACCAGAAUGAAUGUCUGGUCGAUAAUGGAGGUUGCUCUCACCGGUGUGUGGACCAGCUGAUGGGUUUCCUCUGCGACUGUCCCAGCAACAUGAAGCUGGUCGGGAACAGCCAGUGUGAGGAGGUUGACCCGUGUCUGGAGAGCGAUGUGUGUGAUCAGCUGUGUGUUCACAUGAACGGCAGCCUCACAUGUGACUGUCAGGAUGGUUACCAGAGGAUUCAAACAACGAGCGAGUGCAAAGCCAAAGGAGAAGAGGCUCAGCUGGUUUUCCCAUCUUCUCAAGGAAUACGAACGAUCAGCGUCACUGGCACGGAGCACAGGAGGCCAGCUCUAUAUUUACCAGGAUCGGGGCCGGUGGCGACUCUGGUCUCUAACCGAACUCUGUACUGGGCCCGGCCAGGACGAGGCUCUGUGUACAGGGUCUCUUUGGAUGGAAAUAAAAAGGAUUCGGCGUUGGUGUUGAAAGUUGAAGGAUCGGUGUCAGGCCUGGCUGUGGACUGGAUCCAUCAGCUCCUCUACUGGACCAGUAUGGAGAGCGGUUCUGUGAACGUUGGUCUGCUGGACGGUUCGGCUCAGCGUCCGCUCAUCACCGGACUGGACAGACCUUCAGCAGUGGCUGUGGAUCCUCUCCAAGGGCUGCUCUUGUGGGCUCAGUGUGGUAACUCCCCACAAAUUGAGAGAUCGAGCUUGCAGGGUCGAGACAGGAAGCCUCUGGUCACUUCCUCAAUACGCUUCCCUGUCGCUCUCUCUCUGGAUAUGCCUCGUCAGCUGCUGUACUGGGUGGACCAGGGGAUGAGAAGCAUCUCCAGGGUAAAUCUAGAGGGCCGCCACCGAAAAACAGUGGUAGAGUCUAACGGUUAUCUGGACCGGCCCUUUGGACUUGCUGUGUUUGAGGGUUUUUUAUAUUGGAGUGAAGAAGUUACGCACUCCAUCUGCCGAGCCAACAAACACAACGGCGGAAACCUCCAAGUUCUGCUGUCAAACGUCACCUCACCUGGGGGCGUGGUCAUCGUUCAGCCGGCCCUCCAACCAAACGGGCCGUCUGUAUGCAGGCAUGCUGGGACGGUGUGCCAACAGGAGUAUGUUGUCGACCUGAUGUCUCAGAGUCCACAGUUCAACUGCACUUGUUCGGAAAAAAAACAAAACACGUCUCAAGAAAUUCCCGUCAAUUCGCGGACAGUCCCUGCAACAUCCGUAUCUGACCCUGCCUUUGCUGGGAUCCUCUCUCUUAUAAUGUUUCUCAGUGUGCUGCUGGGGGGAAUGGCUCUGUGGUGGUGGAGAGAGGAGUUCAGGCCGUCCCGGUCCCUCAUGGAGCAGAGCUUCUCCCUCAAAGAGUCCCAGGACCCCCUCAUCAUCCAGGGGCCACACAUGGGUCCAAACACACGUCUAGUCAAGGACACUCUGCUAAAGCGGGACGGAGAUGCUGAAUGAAGACGGUGCGGGACAGAAGGCCAGCUCCAUGUGCUGCAGUGACCUCAGAGCUGACGGAGCAACAGGAACACAAACCAGUUCAUCACCCCGUCCUGUUCCCGCCUCCGCAGGUUAAACUCUCAUGAGAGAAAUAACCCAGGGUUCAUUUCAAAGUUCAGAUGGGGACAGGCUUCAUGCUGUGACUCCUGUUUUGAGGAAUGUUACUUUCAGAAGUUGGCGUUGAUAACGUUUGUCUAUUUUCUAUUUCUCUGCGCUUAAGAGAGUGGUGGAAAUGUGAAGUCUUCAGAUUAGACCUGAACAUGAAAUAAUCAACUGUUUUGAUUAUUUAAGUCGUUGCUGGUUCCAGCUUCUGCGUUUCAAUUUUUUUCAAAGACAGUGAUCUAAAUAUAUUCAGGAUUUAGAUUAUUUGCUGAUCGGUUAAAAUAAUAAAAUAGCAGACUCUGCAUUUUUCAGGAUUUGCUCAGACAGUACAAACCAUUUAUUCACUGACUGUAAUAAUAAUAAUUGCAGUGCUACUGUAAAUGCAUAUCUUUUGUUUAAUUGCACUUUCUCUUUCAUCGUUUAUUUAAUCUUAUUUCAAUAACAACUCUAUUUUUAUAACGUUAAGGACGGUUUGUACUCUCCAAUAUGAAACAGCUAACUGAAAAGUGUUCCACUGGUUUGUUCCUGGCCUUUAGGAGUUCACUCUCUUUCUUUGUAAGUCAGAUAAAAGCAUUAUGGCAUUUUGAAUGUACGCUUUGUUCUGUGAACAGUCUAACUGGAUAGUUAAAUUGCUGUAGUACGCUUAUCCACUUUCUUACCAAAAGUUGGAUGAGAAGAUAGGUACCACUCUCCUGAACGGUAGUGAUCAUCUCAUAUAACUCGAUAAGAAAAGUGAAUUUAACUAUUCAGUUGAAGCUUGCAAAACUUUAUUGGUUUGAGUAAGGGUAACAUUUUGACCAUAAAAUCAAAGGAUCAGCAAAUUUAGACAAAUCCAUUAUCUUGAGACCGUGAAUAUUUGAAAUAAAUAUCAUGGUGAUCCAGCAAAGAGUUGUUGAGAAAUCUUGAUCCCGCCCAUAAGGCUGGGUAAGAAUGUUUCCCAUUUUCCGAGCAGUAAAGUUUUGGAACAUUUAAUUUAGCCUUUGAUUCUCUUUUGUCUUUCAUCGAAUCUGUUAUCCUGUACCUUGCCUACAGUGACAUUGGACCGGGUGUGCCCUGAGCUGCCUUUAACAAAAACAGUUCUAAAUGUGGCCUUGAUUUUCGAUGCAGCGUUGACGCACCAAUUAUUGGUGUAUUUUUUGGAUUCUAUAAUUUAAUUUGAAGAUGCCUUUUCAAUUUAAAAACAACAGGUCAGUGCAGUAGGUUUUGUUUCUCAAAGGGGACAAUUGCAAUAAACACAUCUGGAUUUGUGACUUUGUUAAUAUUUUGGAUCAACUCAUUAUGAGGCAGAGAUGUCCUCCUCACACUGUUUAAUUGUUAAUAAACUAAUGUUUUUUUGGCUACGUCAACAAGAAAUGCCAAAAAAAUGUAUAUCUAAUCUUUUUUUUGUCUUAGAAUGUUGCACAAAAUGAUGUGCUGGUACAACGGGAACAAAUAUGUGUUGUUGCUUUGUUUGCUUUGUUUGGUUUGGUGUGAUGUAUCCUGGGUGUUGAGUACACAGAGCCUGGCACGAAGCUGUUGGAGUGAAUGUUUGGUUUAUCAACCUGCCUUGUUUGAAUUCAGUCAUUUUUCGUUGUUGUUUUAGUCUCAGAGAAACGCACAAUUCUGUAUGAUCGAUAAUAUUCAUUCAGCAUUGAAUAAGAGAAAAUUCUUUAACUGUGCUCAAACUGCUGAGAUGUGUGGUUGAUAUUUAUUUUUAAAGUUGGAUUUUAUUUAUAUUUUGGUAGCAGUAGUUAGUGUAGCACUGACUUUGCACUAUAGAAAAACUGCUAGAUGCUGUAAAUGAAUAAAAUAAAGUAUUUUAUGUUU
Molecule: messenger RNA, 4006 nt
Organism: Notothenia coriiceps (black rockcod)
Lineage: Eukaryota; Metazoa; Chordata; Actinopteri; Perciformes; Nototheniidae
Product: low-density lipoprotein receptor-related protein 8-like
Exons: 13
Coding region: 53-2059 (668 amino acids)
Cellular component (GO): plasma membrane; signaling receptor complex
Molecular function (GO): calcium ion binding; protein binding
Source: RefSeq, a predicted model, not a curated record